AUGUUGGGUGGGGAUGCCGCUGAAGGUUUGCUCCAGCCGCGCUACAAUCUCCGAGUUCAUACUGCGACGAUGAUAUCUGGCGGCCUCGGCUACCUGGUCUCGCAUGAGGAGCGGCAGGCGCACGACAAAUCGAUAAGGUUUUUCUAUCAGAUCCAUAGCUACUCACCGCAGUUCGCAGAUCUGACCCUACCGAGGAUCAGUGUUGGUGGCAAAUGGCGCGGUGUGCGCCACAAACAGCAAAACAGGAGCGAUAUUUUGCAACCUCUAGAAAGAGAUAACAUACGUCUGGCCGCAACGGUUAUGUUGCUUCGGGAUACACCGGGUGGUCUUGAGGUAUACAUGGUACAGCGUCCUGGUCGAGGCGACUUUCCGGAUCUGCAUGUUUUUCCCGGUGGCAAAGUGGACGAAGACGACUGGGCGCCGCAGCAUUGUUUUGGUGUGGAUGAUCAACAGGCCAGCGCCAGGCUGGGUGUUGCUGCAGGCGGCCUGCGCUACUGGGUUGCGGUUGCAAGAGAGUGUUUUGAAGAAUGUGGUGUGUUGGUUGUGCAUCAGAACGGUACGCCUCUGGAUCUCUCUGAAUCGCACGUACGUGCGAAAUUUGUCGAUUAUCGUCAGCAGCUGUUGGCUGGUGAGAUUUCGUUCAGCAGCUUGUGUGCAAAAGAAAAUCUGACUGUGGCCUGUGAUCGGCUGGCGUAUUUCAGCCACUGGAUAACUCCGCCUGUCGUUCCCCGUCGGUUUGAUACCCGUUUUUUUCUGGCGGCGUUACCUGACCAUCAGAUUGCUCUGGCAGAUACGGAUGAAACUGCCGAUGAUCAGUGGGAAAAACCUGUUGAGGCACUUGCCAGAUCGGCUGCCAAACAGUGGCAGAUGAUAGAUCCCACCCUGCGUUCAUUGGAAACGUUGUCGCAGUUCUCAACAGUGUCCCAGGCACUCGCUGAGGUGAAACAGGGUGAACAUCUUAUGCCGUUGACGCCGGAGUUGAAUCGCCAGGGUAUGCAGGAUGGACAACAACGUAUUGAUGUCCUGCGCGAUCUGAACCUGACAUUGCCCGCCGGCCAAACCCUUGCAGUGAUGGGGCCAAGCGGCUCAGGAAAAUCUACCUUGCUUAAUAUUCUGGCAGGAUUGGUCAGUGCUGAUGAGGGCUCGGUGGAUUUGCACCUUGACAAUCAGACUUAUGCCCUGCGCGAACUCAAUGAGCUUGCUCGAACGCGACUGCGGCGCAGUUACAUAGGAUACGUUUACCAGUUUUUCAAUCUCGUGCCGACACUGACGGUGCUGGAAAAUGUAUCUUUGCCUGCCCGGCUUAAUCGGCGUAAUGACCUGGACCUGUCGGCGCGUGAACUGUUAGCGGCAUUUGGCUUGAAGGAUCGGCAUGAUGCGUUUCCUGAAGUGUUGAGCGGCGGAGAGCAGCAGCGCGUGGCAGUGGCCCGGGCGCUGUUGUUAAAGCCACCGUUGCUGCUUGCAGAUGAGCCCACCGGGAACCUUGAUGCUGUAAACGCUGAUCAGGUCGCUACGCUUUUAUUCGAUAAUGCCAAAGCGCUGGGUCUGACAGUUAUUGUGGCCACUCAUAGUGAAGACGUUGCCAGCCGUGCUGACCGUCGCAUUCAUAUGUUUUUAUGGCGUUCACCCUGGUCAACGGGUAUGGCCUUUUUUGGCGUUAUGCUCGGUGUGUCGUCAAUUGUUGGUGUCCAUCUGAUCAGUGCAUCAAUCGCAGCUCAACUUGAUGCCCUUAUCCCUUCCCAACUGGCUGGCUACAGCCACUUUCUGCAUCGCGCAGAGGUGUCUGCAGACGACUAUUUUAAACUGCGUCGUCAGUGGCGUGAAGGUGGUUUGUCGAGUGUCGAUGAGGUCGCGCCGUUGAUUGAUGAAACCGCUGUUAUCGACGGGAAAGAGAUCAGAGUUGUUGGCGUGGAUCUGCUCAGCCCGCUAGGUGUGCGUUUAUUGGGGGAGGCUGGUCAGACGGAUGCGGCGGGUGCCCGCAACACAUCGAUAAGUUCGACUUUCUGGCAGGGUAUCUGGGUGGACGAGACUUUGAUGGCUCUGACGUCUGCGCCAAUCAACGCUGUCAUAAUCGCGCCUCCGGGUACCGUGAUUGCCGACAUCGGUGUAGCGCAGAAUUUACUUGGAUGGUCUGCCGAUCAGCUGUCUUACGUGGGGAUUGUGUACCGGUCUAAAUGGCAGAACGUUGUAGAUAUCGGAGAGCAUAUCCUGCCGGGUUUUGCUGCAGGGUUUCCGCUGCAGCCUGUUGCACAGAUACCCUCAGGGUGGACGGUGCUCAGUUUGUCAGCGCAGCAUCCGGCCAGUUCGUUUGGCAAGUCCGUGCUGUUCAAUAUCAGUGCGCUGGGACUGCUCGCAUUGCUGGUUGCCUGGUUUCUGAUCUAUCAGGUGGCAGUUUCCUGGUUACGACGUCUCUGGCCCGUCUUUGAACGUCUGCAUGUGCUUGGCGUGCCGUGGCACUAUCUGCAGCUCACCUUUGUUGCAACACUGCUCCUGCUCGGUAUUCUGGCCGCAUUGUCCGGUUUACUUGUCGGUCGAGCUCUGGCCGUUGCGCUCUAUCAGCUGGCUCUGCCGCUGCAGGCGGUAGCUGGGCCUUUCGGCAAGCCAGGUGUGUUGGGUGUCAUGUGGGAAGCGACAGGCCUGGCUGGGGGCUUUGUAAGUAUUGCCGCUAUCAGCCUGCUGGCAGCCUGGGUAGUGACGCCGUUGCUCAAAUCCCUGGCCCGAUGCAGCCCUCGCCUGCCGGGACCCAUUCUGGUGCGCCUCAGCUUGCGGGAAGCGAUCUGGUAUCCACGUGAUAUGGGCGUGGCGUUGGCAGGGUUGAUUCUGGCGGUUGCCACCGCCAUUGGCGUCAGCUUGAUGGUUGACAGUUUUCGCAGCGACUUUGAUCGUAUGUUGGGCCAGCGCCUGAGCUACGACCUGGUUGUGGAAGGCGGAGUGCUGGAUCUACAGAGGCUUGACAGGGAACUGGCAAAUAACCCUGAGGCGCGGCGGGUACAAAAUUAUCGUCAGACCCAGCUGCGGGUGGCGGGUGUGCCGAUGCAGAUUGUUGCAAGCCAGACAGAUCAACUGGAGAUGGCCCGCUACGGCUACCCGCGGGCACUGGCAAUUGAUGAAGUUCUGAUCAGUGAGCAGGCCGCACGUGCUCUGGAUCUUGGCGCGGGGGAUUUGCUCAACCUGGAUGGCUUGCCGUUCAAUGUGGUCAAAGUAUUCACCAGUUUUGGUGACGUCACACCGCGCCUUGUUCUCAAUGAGCAGGUUGUUGCCUCUGAAAAAGCUGCCAGCGCAGGUGGGACAUUGUCUAAUACACCUCUGCCAUGGGUUUCAUUGAGCAUCAAUGCUGAUGCUCCUGCAGCGCUGCUGAGCCAGCUAAAGUUGGACUAUCCAAGCUUGGAUUUCCGCCUGCAGAAUGACAUCCGCACCCUUGCGUUGGACACCUUUGAUCAGACAUUUGCGAUAACUACUGCCCUUGUCCUGAUUGCUUUGCUGGUAGCCAGUAUUGGUAUCUAUAUUGCGGUCACAGCCCUGCGCCUCAACAAAAAGGUCCAGAUGAGUGUCCUGGCUGCGCUGGGCGUUAAUCGUCUGGAGGGUAUCGGAAUGGACUUUGCUCUGGGUCUCGGCAUAGGUGUGGUUGCCAUGCUGGUUGCUGUGCCACUGGGUGUCACGCUGGGUUGGAUUCUCUGUGAUGUCAUUAAUCCACGCGCGUUUGGCUGGACGGUCACUUUACAGCUUUCAGCCCAGGCACUGAUGACCCCCGUAUUCUGGGGUUUGCUGGCGGCCAGCGCGGCAGGUUUGAUCCGCCUUGGGCGGCAGGAGCAGAGUAUGGGGCCUGGUUUUGUCUGCUUUGUCUGUUUGUUGCUGGUGGCCGGGUCAGGCGGUUGCGGUCGCGAAAUACAGCCGCAGGCCACACCUGUAAUGGGCGUGCGCAUCAGUUCCGUGCUUGGCGAGGGAGCACAGGCCGGUUUCCGUAAGGCGCAGUCGCCGCGAGAUUUUGUGUUUCCUCAAGAUCAUGGCCCGCAUCCAGGCUAUCGCAGUGAAUGGUGGUAUCUCACUGCGGUUUUGCAGGACGUCGAUGGUCGUGAAUUUGGCGUGCAGUACACGCUGUUCAGGCAGGCGCUGACACCAACCCCCACGGGUGCAGGACCCUGGCACAGUGGCCAGGCAUUCAUGGCCCACGUAGCCGUCACCGACGUUGACAACAAGCGUCACCUUCACGAUCAGCGCUUUGUGCGCGGACAUCCGCAACUGGCCGGCGUAACAACAAACAAUGGCUUCCGCGCCUGGCUGGAGGACUGGGUGUUGCAGGGUUUGACGGUAACUGCCGAGCAGUUUGAUCUGCAGUUGCAGGCACCAGCGAACCAAUUCGACAUAGACCUCAAGCUGCAGCAGCAGCAACCGAUUGUGCUGCAGGGUGACUCAGGUUUGUCGCACAAGGGCGUUGGGUCAGCCAGUUAUUACUAUUCAAUGCCGCGUAUGGCGAUCAGCGGAGUGAUUGAGGUUGAUGGGCUCCGUCAUGAAGUGACCGGACUGGGCUGGCUUGAUAGAGAAUGGAGUACCUCUGUCCUGCCUGCCGGGGUGGCAGGUUGGGACUGGUUUGCGCUGCAGUUUUUUGAUGCGAGCAGUCUCAUGGCCUUUCGCCUUCGUCGCAGUGAUGGUCUGCGUGAUGAAUAUGAUCACGGCCUGAAAGUGCCUGCGUUCAGCGGAUCUGCAGAUUCAACAGACGCCUCUGGCACUGUGCUUGAGACUGAGGAUUUUGAGCUCACACCUACUGGAUACUGGGUUGAUAAAACCGGCGUUAGCUGGCCUGUGAGCUGGCAGCUUGAUGUACAAGGCGAACAGUUUUUCAUCGAAGCGCUUGUUGAUGAUCAGCUGAUGGACACAGGCAUUUUGUACUGGGACAAACACGUGGCAGACGAUAAAACUGAAGAUCUGGAUUGGACUCAUCUGGACUCGCGAUACGAUCAGGAGGCUGGCUUGAUUCUGUUCGAAAAGCGUAUGGAUCGCAUGCGUAAUCCUCGCAACGGCAAAGAGUUUGAUCGCCUGGUGCUGGAGUCAGUGGACUGGGUCAACCUGGUUGCGCUUGACGAGGCGCAGCGCUGCAUAAUGAUUCGGCAGUAUCGUUUUGGUGUGGGUUACACCACGUUGGAAACUCCCGGUGGCAUGGUCGACCCUGGCGAAGAUUCGCUGACGGCUGCCCAGCGCGAACUGGAGGAAGAGACCGGCUAUGUAGCAGACGCCUGGACAUACCUGGGUGCGGUGGAACCGAACCCCGCCUUUCAUAAUCAUCUGUGUCACCACUGGCUGGCUGAAAAUGCCAGGCCCGGAUCUGCGCAGAACCAGGGUGAUGGAGAGGCGAUCAGAGUAGAGUUGAUGGAUGUGGAUCAGGUCAAACAGGUUGUGCAAAGCGGCGAGUUGAAACACGCGCUUGCGCUAUCGGCCCUGUCGCGGGUCUAUCAAUUGUGGCCGUUGCCGUUCGCUCACGACGAGGUUGAGCCGGAAUCCGGGAAACUCUAG
Symbiodinium pilosum is the source of this 5508-nucleotide messenger RNA. NCBI's taxonomy places the organism in Eukaryota, Dinophyceae, Suessiales, Symbiodiniaceae. The record is from the annotation of a GenBank genome assembly.